This is a messenger RNA of Fusarium tjaetaba, 627 nucleotides long. RefSeq names its product F1F0-ATP synthase subunit E. The record is from RefSeq and is a predicted model, not a curated record. The transcript has 3 exons. Gene Ontology annotation, biological process: proton motive force-driven ATP synthesis. Bases 1 to 627 code for a protein of 208 amino acids. Lineage: Eukaryota; Fungi; Ascomycota; Sordariomycetes; Hypocreales; Nectriaceae. Gene Ontology annotation, molecular function: proton transmembrane transporter activity.
AUGGAAAUUGAUGAGGACGGGCACGUGAUCACACUGGCCGGCUCACUGGCUACUGGCUCCAGCUUGUCCGAGCUCCCAGCCGCCAGCGGUUUGGCUCUAUUUGGCAGCGAAUGGAAAAACUGCGACUUUUCCCGACGACUUUUCAUUUCUUCACCUCAAGCCGACGCAUCUAAUCCCCUCGAGCCACUCCGACUGGGUCCAUUGACAAGCCAUUGUCGACCGCCGACUAUCGUCAAUACCGAUCCUUUCGCUCUUCGUCCUGAUCUCCCUUUUUUUGCGACUCUAAUUCCCAAUGGCUUCGACCGGAGUGAACGUGCGUGUUAUCCUCCCCGAUUCGGCCGCUCGACCGUGUCCCAAGCCCGAACACUCGACUACGUUUUGCGGUGGUCCGCCCUUGGCCUGGGUAUCUUUUACGGUUUCACCCACCAGCGAGCGAUUACUGCCUCGCAAAAGGCCGAGCACGCGCAGCACGAGUACGAGAAGAAGGAGAAGCUUAUCCAGCAAGCCAAGGCCGAGUUUGCUAAGAAGAACAACCCAGCAUCUGGCGACUCUGUGAUCACCGACCCCUCAGACCCCAAGUUUGAUCUCGAGAAGCUGCUGUUGAAGGUGCAGAAGGAGAACCCUUAA